AUGCGCGUGUGUGGCUGCAGCGCUCCGAACCUGCGGAGGUUUCUGCUGAGGGCUCUGUUGUUCUUGGCUGCUGUGUUGCCGACGAGCGGGGACUGCCCCAAAUCAUGCGCCUGCAACGUUCCCACUGAAGUGCACUGCACCUUCAGAUACCUGACCGCAAUACCUGACCACAUCCAGCCAGCUGUGGAAAGAAUUAACCUCGGGUACAACAGUAUAACUGUCUUAAGGGAAAAUGAUCUUUCAGGACUUGGAAACUUAGAGUUGUUGAUGCUGCAUAGCAACACUAUCCACAGUAUUGAUGACAGAGCCUUCCAAGACCUCAAGUCCUUACAGGUCCUGAAGGUGUCCUUUAAUAAAGUAAAGGAGAUCAGGAAAGAGACGUUCAAAGGUCUAGACAGUUUGCUGAGACUCCACAUUGACCACAACCACAUUGAAUUCAUCAGCCCAGAGGCCUUCUACGGCCUAACCAGACUACAGUUGGUCCAUCUAGAGGGUAACCACCUCCAGCAACUCCACCCAGACACAUUCAUCACACUGAGAAACAGCCAGGUGUUCAAGAUAUCCUCCAUGAGAAACAUCCACCUGUCGGAUAACCUCCUCACUACUCUGCCUGAGGGUAUCUUCUCAGGCUGCAGCCAGUUAGAGAACCUCUUCCUUCAUGGCAACCCAUGGACAUGUGAUUGCCGUAUGAAGUGGUUCUCAGUCUGGGUACAAAGGAACACAGGUGUGCUGAAAUGCAAGCGAGACAGGAGAUAUCCCAGAGGCCAGCUGUGUCCUGUUUGUGAAAGUCCUGCCCCUUACCACAACAGGCCUCUAUCUCUUCUCCCUGGUGAUGCCUUCACUUGUACCAAACCAUGGAUCCAACCCCAUCUAAAGAAGAAAAACAUCAGCCUGGAUGAAGGAGACUAUACUCCAGUUUCCCCCAAGGACUUCAUUGCCCCAUUAGGCUCCAUACAACUGAAGCUGACUGACCAGUUACACAGUGAUGCCAGUUUGUCCUGCACUGUCCAGAUGCCCUCUGCUUUGGAGAACCUGACACAAACCUUAGAGGAGGGGGAGGGGAACAAUGCCACCAUGCUUACUGCGAGCAUAAGUACAUAUUUGGUGUGUAUCAUUGACCAUGAACACAUACAGCAGCUGUGGCAGAUGCUGGCCACCUACAGUGACUCUCCCCUAAGACUGGAGAGAGGCUUAAUGCUGACGAGAAGCCCAGAAAUGGUGUACAGGUAUAGUCAGAUGAAGAAAACAAAUGAGGGAGAGGAAGGAAUUUAUACAAACAUUGAGGCUGAGAUUAAAGCCUCACCUGCAUGGUUGCUGCAGGGAGAGGUGAGCUUCCAGCUGGACCGCACUACUACCACCUUCUCUACUCUGCACAUUAAGUACGAGUCUGUGGUCAACCUACGUGUGGAAAACACAUCACCUAAGAGGGACCGAUAUUCCUGGACCAUGAUCAAGCGAGACAAUAAAACACAGACUGAACACACUGUACUUACAGGUGGUGUGGUGCAAUUGAGCUGUCAAAUCCAGGGUGAGCCAAAGCCUUUGUUGGAGUGGAUUUUACCAGAUGGAAGUAAGGUCAGAGCUCCUUUCUCCAGUGAUGACAGGAGGAUCAUAAUCACUGCUGAGGGGAAGCUCACUCUACGGGGUGCAGAUGCUUCAGACACUGGCCUUUACCGGUGCAUCACCACAAACUACCUGGAUGCAGAUGUCCUUGUUUUUCGAGUGACAGUUCUGUCCCCCUUUGUGGAAGAAUCUGAUGUUAACGGUGUCCAACUCUCACAGCCACUUGGUGAAAAUCUGUUUUUUGACUGUAGCUCCUCGGGAAGUCCUGAGGCGUCGGUCCAAUGGAUACUCCCUGACCACUCAGUAGUGGGCAGUUCUCAUGGGAACAGAAAAGUGUAUGAUAAUGGAACCUUGCUGGUUAAUGGUCUCACAGCAAGGGACAGUGGAUUUUACAGAUGUUUAGUUUCAAAUCACCUCGGAUUUGAUUUGCUCGUGUCUCAGGUGACAGUGACUGGAGAAACAUCUGAAAGGGUGACAGUUUUGGACAGUGAAGGAUCCGGGCUGGAAAUGGAGGACAAGGUUUACCUUAGCCUAACUGAAAACACAGACACUCUCAAUGAGAUCCCCUCCUCCAGUCCCUCGAACGGAACAAGUCAGGAAUCCAGAACCAUUACCUCAGAUCGGCCUUACCCCAGACUCAGGUCACAGGUUAGGGUAGGUGCUGGAGGUAGACUCGGAAAGAAAAGGAAGGGCCCAGUCAGCAACAGACGCAUCUGGAGUAAUAGGGUGUUUGAUAAAUCUUCCAGGAAAGUGGAUGCGCAGAAAUUUGCUGAAUUUAUGAAAAAGGCUCAAGAUGGUUUGCGAAUAAAGGCUGGCGCAGAGGAAGAGGGGAUACAAUAUGAUCACUUGAAUACCAUCCUAUCUGGUGAUGGUGAAAUUGGCUCUGGUGAGGGUCAUAGUGAAAAUAAUCUGCCAAGAAUAGUCAAAGCAACCACAGAAAAUCCACAAAAGGGUAUGAUGAUUGGACAAGAGAACAGGCUUCCUGAAACUAUAACAACUACUCAUGCAGGUCAAGAUAGUAAGGAAGCAACAAUGGAGGCACAUCAAACAUUUGGCACGGAAACCACAGUCAACAAUCCUAUCGAUUCAAGUCACGUGACAGAAAACACAAACACACUUACAACAGAAUCCUAUAUGCAGUCAGAUUCGACACCAAUAAAGUCCACAUUUACACACAAUCCAUCAGGAAAGAGGGACACACAGAGUGACGCAGCAACACCACAUAGCACAAUUGUACUCAACACAGGGCUUUCAAGUUUUGAUGACACCACAGAUUUUUAUACUAAGGAAAGUACUUCCAAGCCAGGCUCAAACAGGCACCCUGUCACACUCCAACUUACUGUGACUGACACGUCACAAGAAACACAGCUCCAGUUCUCAGGAGCACAACCUGCAGAGUCAGAGACGUCAACUGGGACGUCGCUUUCAUUUACCACAGACCCUCAUGUUACUCCCAUGAUGGAUGGUCCAGGACCAUUGGAGCUCAUUGUUCACACAUCUACAGACCCAGAAAGCCAGACAACAUUCACAGCCGUCAGCACAACAGAGAGACAUCAAGAUGAGAUAACCUUCCACACUACCCAAACCAUCAAAUCCCCCCACUUGCCGCCCGGAUCAACUAUCAUCUCCCGUCAGCAAAUUCAAAUCAUCCCAAACAAGAACAGCAGAGGUGGGGGGCGCAGGAGAACCUUUCAUGGCCGCCGGAGGAUCAUUAAACCCAAUAGGAUCACUGACAUACAGUCCUUCAUCAAUAAAGUGAAACAACCCUCAGUAAAGAAGGAAGGGAAUUCCACAGUGCCAUAUAGAAUUGAACUGACCACAGCGUGUGACUGGAAUGAAGACAAAAAGAAGACCGAAACCACUGAUUUGCAGAUGGUUACACCAACAGCUCCAUCUGAUUCAUCUUUACACAGGACAGAGAGACCUUCCUCUGCAGCUUCUACCACAAACUAUUACAUUACUUCAAAUUCUCCAUUCACCCACACUGAGUCUAAGUCAGAAGUUUCUAGUGGUUACAUAACCUCUGCUGAUGCCCCUGAGUUUGACCCUACAAUAGAUCCAUUUUUUACCACAAAUGAGGAAGAGUCCAUCUCCAGCACAACCACUACUACAAUCGCCUCAAAUGUUAUCCGUGGAAGAAUUCCAUGGAACAGGCUGUUUGGAGGCAGAGAGAGGGAAAAUAUACAUGGCAGGCUUAAGAAGCCACUUAACACCCAAAAAAACAUAACUACAGUUGACACUACAACAGUGACGCCAACCACGACCCCUGCAGCUCUGCCGACCACUACUGCAAACUUCCUAUCAGACCCUGAGACUGAGUCCCCAUCCAGACACGCAGAAGGCAAAAAGGGCUCAUUAGACGAUGACUAUGGAGAUUUAUCCUCUGCAGUCUUUGAAUUAACAACACUGCAACCUAGCUUUCACCAUCUAACCACUCCCAGCCCAUACUAUACCUCCAAGUCUGCCACCACUGCUGAAACACCACCUAAAUCACAGACUCUACCUUCCCCCUCUCCUGUCAAACCACCUUUAAUUAAAAAUACUGAUGAAGACUUAUCAUCUGGGUCUGGGGGACUUCCUGAUAAUUUGUUUGUAUUCAGACAGACGCCUGGUGGGACAAGAAGACAAAAAGGUCGUAGAAGGAGGCCCUUCAGGGGCAGGAGGCCCUUCAAGAAACCUGCAAUCACUCAAUUAAACCCUACUAGCACAACUGAGGCUUUAAUUACAACUUUGGAAACUACAAUGGAGACAACCACACUGCCACAACAUACUUUUUCACCUUACAACCCCCUUUAUACACCAUCUAGGAAAGAGGACAGCACUCCAGUAGUUAUUUCUGCUGACCAAACAUCAAAGGAGGAGACUGACUUAUAUGAGGAAUUUGAUUGGAGCACAUCUAGCAGUUUACCUGCCUUUACUACAACCAAGACACCCUUGAUCCCUUCAACUGCAUUAACCCCUACCACCUCAUUCAUGCCAAUUACCACAAAAAAAUUGCCCUACACAACCGCUCGGACCGAAGUGCAGAGAACACCAAUACAGAGUAACACUGGUCACGCCACUCUUAGACCACCAGUGAGGAAAAUAAGACCAACUGUGCUGAGUAGUGGUGCCAGUGACAUUGCCGAUAAAGAACUUGACGCAAUGACCAUCCUGACAGAUGAACAGGGACCAUACAACAACAAAGGCCCACACUAUGACAUCUCGAGUGCUCAUGAUCGUGUCACUGGCAAUGAAGCUACACGUGCCAAUACUGCUGGCUUUGAACCCACUACAAAUAUUAUGACCAACAAACCUAAGAUAGUUGGGGGCAAUGCAGCUAGCUUCACCGUGUUAUCCAACUCUGAUGCUUUCCUGCCAUGUGAGGCGGUUGGGAAUCCUGAGCCAGCUAUAACUUGGAAACGCUUCUCCUCAACCACAGGAAACAUCGUUACUGUUAAGGGGAAGAUGGGCAAGUUUGAGGUAUUGAGCAAUGGUACGCUGUUUAUCCAGAAUGCCAACAUUAAGGAUCGUGGCCAGUACAUCUGUUUAGCUGAGAAUGAUUAUGGAUCAGAUAAACUUUUUGUUACCCUGUCUGUGGUGGCCUACCCCUCACGCAUCCUGGAGCCAAAAAUACGUGAGAUAAAGUCUCAUGCAGGAAACACGGUUGAAAUGAAAUGUAGAGCAGAGGGUCGCCCCCUACCCAUGUUGUCCUGGAUCUUGGCCAACCGAACCCAGGUCAAAGGUCAAAACACAGAGAAGGGAAGGGUAUCAGUGUCUGCUGACGGGACUCUGGUCAUUGAGGAGGUGUCUGUUUAUGACAGAGGUCAUUAUAAAUGUAUUGCCAGUAACCCAGCUGGGGCUGAUACUGCUACAGUCCGUCUGCAGGUGGUGGCAUCUCCCCCAGGUAUUGUGGAGGAGAAACGGCAGCAGGUAAAAGUAGGUGUAAACCAACAUUUGUGGCUACCAUGUACUGGUCAAGGCAGCCCUCAACCUGCUAUCCACUGGGUCCUCAAUGAUGGCUCCAUGGUACAAUCUAACAGACCUGCCACAAGGAUAUCAGUGUAUGGAAAUGGAACCCUACACAUCAAGGAUGUGACUCCAAAAGACAGUGGCAAGUUUGAAUGUAUUGCUACCAGCUCUACCGGCUCAGAGAGGAGGGUUGUGACCCUGACAGUAGAGAGGCAAGAGUCUGCACCUCAAAUAGUGGAGACAUCCCAGCGUGUGACAGUGUUGUUCUUUGAGGACCAGCUGAGACUGAACUGUUCAGCUACAGGAGACCCCAAACCCCAAAUCCUAUGGAGACUGCCUUCUAAAGCUAUAGUGGACCAGUGGCACAGGAUGGGCAGUAGAAUUCAGGUCCUGGAUAAUGGUACUCUUAUUGUGACCGCUAUAAGUGAUAAAGAUGCUGGAGACUAUCUCUGUGUGGCGCGAAACAAGAUUGGUGAUGAUCUCCAUCUUAUGAAGGUCAGUGUGUCAAUGAAGGCAGCCAAGAUAGAGCCGAAGCACUAUGGAAAGAAGAAGGUACCCUUCGGUAACGACUUUAAGGUUGACUGUAAAGCAUCAGGAGCACCAAAGCCAGAGAUCUCCUGGGGUCUACCAGACGGUACAGUGGUCAACAGCGCUCUUCAAUCUGAUGCUAGCAGUGGACAAGCACGAGCACGGCGCUAUACACUUUUUGACAAUGGCACUCUCUACCUAAACCAGGUCAGUAUGUCAGAAGAAGGGGACUACACAUGCUAUGCUGAGAACCAGGUGGGUAAGGAUGAGAUGCAUUUACAUAUAACCGUGGUGACUGCUGCCCCAAGGAUACGUUCAACUGGCCAGACAUAUGCAAGAGUGAAGCCUGGAGGGAACAUCCGCUUUGACUGUGAAGCACUUGGGGAGCCCAAACCCAAAAUCCUGUGGAUGUUGCCCACCAACGAUGUCAUUGCAGCAUCUAAUGAACGCUACCUCAUGCAUGUCAAUGGCUCGCUGGAUAUUAGGGAUGUGAAGCUUAUUGAUGUUGGAGAGUAUAUCUGUAUGGCUCGAAACCCUGCUGGAGAAAAUAGAAAAGUCUACAAGCUUGAUAUGGAAGGAAAUCCGCCAGUCAUUAAUGGCUACCGGCAGAACAGAACAGUAAUCAAAGAUGUCGCUGCCAAAUACUCCAGGAAAUUAAUAGACUGUAACGCUGAUGGCGAUCCUAUGCCUAGUAUCACUUGGAUUAUGCCUGAUAACAUCUUUAUAAAAGCACCAUACUUUGGCAGCAGGAUUAAUGUCCACCAUAAUGGGACAUUAGAGAUUCGUAAUGUGCGGCCAACUGAUACAGCUGAGUUCAUCUGCAUGGCCAGGAAUGAUGGAGGAGAGGCAGUAAUGGUGGUGCAGCUCGAGGUGAGCAGUAUUCUCAGGAGGCCAAUCUUCAAAAACCCUUUCAACGAACGUGUUGUGUCUCGCAUUGGGAAAACCACAGUACUAAACUGUUCUGCUAGUGGGUACCCAAUGCCAGAGAUCAGUUGGACUUUGCCAAAUGGAACGCGGUUGACUAGUGGCCAUCCCCUAGUUAAAAAUGGGACUUUAGUCAUCUACAACCCUAGCAAAGAGAAUGCGGGGAAGUACCGCUGUGGUGCAAAGAAUUUCAUGGGCUACAUAGAGAAACUAAUUAUUUUGGAUGUCGGACAGCCUUACAUCCUUACAAGACCUAGAGGCGUAAUACGCAGUGCUGCUGGAGAACCUCUUUUAAUUCAUUGUCUUUCUGAUGGGAGUCCAAGACCCCACAUUUACUGGACCAUUCCUGGUGGCCACAUUCUUACUCAGCCUCAAGUCUCUGGGCGCUUCCAGGUACUACAGAAUGGUACUUUGAUUGUUCAGGAUACAACUAUCCACGACCAAGGGAACUACAUCUGCAGGGCGCGGAGCAGUGCUGGGGAGGCUGUGCUCACUGUUCCUGUUAUCAUCAUCGCCUACCCUCCGCGGAUCACAACAGGUCCACCGCCCAGUGUGAGGGGAGUGACCGGGACACCUAUUCAGCUCAACUGUGCCGCCAUUGGGAUCCCCAAACCAGAGAUAAUCUGGGAGUUGCCCGAUCAUUCAGUUCUGUCAGCGGCAGACCAGGGUCGGCCCAUGGGUAGCGAACUGCUCCACCCUCAGGGCACACUUAUCAUUCAGAGGCCCAAAGCCUCAGACUCUGGCACAUACAAGUGCCAGGCCAAGAACCACCUGGGUACAGACUCAAAGGUCACAUAUGUGCGAAUAUUGUGAGAAAAAGACAAUACCAAUGGAGGACUAUGGCACGACCAAGAGUAAACAUCAACAGACACUUGUCCGUGAGGAAUGGUGCAACGUUUCACAUGUGGAUUAAAGAUGAUUAAGGCUUCUGGAACAUUGUUAAAAAAGUGACUAAUUUGGAUCAAAACAAUUAACAGAACAGAAACUAAGCAGAGAUUUUAUAGGGAAAAAAACAUGCUUUUUGUGAAAAGCCAGCCUGGGCAGGGAAGUUGUUGUUUUAACUUUGGAUCUGGGGAUCUGGAAAACCAUAGGUGGUUCUCAUUUGGGGUGGUUCUCAUGGGAGCAAAACAGGCAGUGAAUGAGUCGAACUUAAAGUGAUUUCUCUGACCAGGCAUUGCUGGCUGCGCAUGGGGAUACUAUUACAAUACAUACAGAGAGGGAGAAAAAAGUGUAUAAGAGAUUGAUGGAAAGAAAGAAUUAUCCCAAGAGGCUUUUUAUUCCCUUCAGAUAUUGGCCAGAUGUCAUUGUUGUCACAACACAGGAUUUGUUGUUUAGCAUCAAAUGAAAAAGACAGGCAGAGUACUGUAUAUGGUAAAGCAUCUUUCAAGAGCUAUUCAUACAAUUUUACAGUGGAAGUAAACAGAUUUGUUGAACAGGAGGCUUGUUUUACACUGGAUACAUAUCUGCAUGGACCUUUAUAACACCUGAUUUCUGUAUUAUACUUUUUGAUGACAGGUUUAAGGCAGAUUUAUUAUGUUUAUUCACAGUGCAGUGUAUUGGUCAAAAACACACUUUCCUAUCAAUGUAUUGUGUUGUACACAAGAAUAUACAGUAAUGUUAUACAUUAUGCUCAUUUGUAAUAAUACAGUAUAUGUACCUAUUUGUAGUAUCUACUU
Trematomus bernacchii (emerald rockcod) is the source of this 8642-nucleotide messenger RNA. It is a transcript of the gene igsf10, whose product is annotated as immunoglobulin superfamily, member 10. NCBI's taxonomy places the organism in Eukaryota, Metazoa, Chordata, Actinopteri, Perciformes, Nototheniidae. Bases 1 to 7779 code for a protein of 2592 amino acids. Gene Ontology annotation, cellular component: extracellular region. The transcript is spliced from 9 exons. Gene Ontology annotation, molecular function: protein binding. The record is from RefSeq and is a predicted model, not a curated record.